AGCCAGAAGACAGAUCAAUUCUUGCCCUUCAGUAGAGGCACUGCUAUGUUUGAAGUUGCAGCACCUUGACUGUCUCCCAGAGAAACCUUGAGAAUUUUUGUUCCCUGCCUUGUCACCAUUUCUCUGCUUGAAACUGGCCUUCCACAGGAUUUUAGCCCCAAUGUGGAAAAAGCAGGGGUGAAAGUAAGCUGGUACGGGCCAAGCCAUUAUGAAGUACCAACAUGAAAGUGGCAGAAGUGGUACCUGCCACCAUCUGCUUCAAAUCACCCUGAGAAAAGCCAGUACUGCCCAGAACAGUUUCAAUGACGCCAAAAAGCAUGAGCCUGAGGGAAAGCAGCCACCUCUUCAGCUCCUUUCUGACAGGAUCAAGACCAACUGGACAGAGCACUGACUGAAGAGGUCAGGGGACCUCCUGCUAGACAUUCCCUGAGGUUUUGAAAGUUUGGACUAGAUUCUCCUCUUGCAGGAUCUCAGAAGGUCAUCCAUAACUAAAGACUUCUACACCUUCUCUAUAGGACCUUCCACUGUUAUCUGUAUCUGCAGAGGUUAAAAAGAAGUCACUGAAAAUGCCGCUAUCAGAUAAAGAUCCCAAUGGACUUGACAACCCGAAUUUUAUAACUGAUGAUGGAGGGCAUUACUGUAACUUCACUGAUGCUGAUGUCACAGCUGCAGGCAAUGAAGAAAAGCAGAAUCGUCUUACCAGCAAGCUUGCCUAUUCAGUUACAGACACCCCACCUUGGUACCUCUGUAUCUUCUUGGGAAUUCAGCACUACCUGACAGCGCUUGGAGGUCUUGUUGCCAUUCCGCUCAUCCUCUCCAGAGGGCUUUGCUUGGAGCAUGAUGUUCUGACCCAGAGCCACCUGAUCAGCACCAUCUUCUUUGUCUCAGGGAUCUGUACUCUCCUCCAAGUCAUCUUUGGAGUCAGGCUACCUAUUCUACAAGGAGGGACUUUUGCUUUCUUGACUCCUUCGCUGUCUAUGCUCGCUCUCCCUGACUGGAAAUGCCCUAAAUGGACCCAAAAUGCCACUCAAGUGGAUGCUACUUCACCAGAAUUUAUUGAGGUCUGGCAGAAACGGAUGCGAGAGUUGCAGGGAGCAAUCAUGGUCGCUUCCUGCUUCCAAAUCUUUGUUGGCUUUUCUGGCCUCAUUGGAUUUCUGAUGCGGUUCAUUGGCCCUCUGACAAUCGCCCCGACCAUCUCGCUGGUGGCCCUGCCUCUCUUUGAAUCAGCAGGGGAUGAUGCAGGAUCACACUGGGGCAUAGCAGCCAUAACCAUUUUCUUCAUAGUCCUGUUCUCUCAGUACCUGAAAAAUAUGCCUGUUCCAGUGCCAGUUUACAAGAGAAGUAGGAAAUGCCAGUUCUCCAAGAUGUACCUCUUCCAGAUCUUCCCCGUGCUGCUUGGCCUCUCUAUUACUUGGCUGGUGUGUUUUGCCCUCACAGUCUCCAAUGUUUUCCCUUCGGAUCCUAAAGCUUAUGGCUAUGCAGCUCGGACAGACAGAAAAGGAAAUGUUCUGUCCGAGGCACCUUGGUUUCGAUUUCCUUAUCCAGGUCAAUGGGGAGUUCCCACUAUUAGUGUGGCUGGGGUAUUUGGCAUCAUCGCUGGAGUGAUCUCUUCCAUGGUGGAGUCAGUAGGAGAUUACUAUGCCUGUGCACGUUUGUCUGGUGCUCCACCUCCUCCGAAGCAUGCUAUCAACCGUGGAAUUGGAGUUGAAGGGAUUGGCUGUCUUCUGGCAGGGGCUUGGGGAACAGGGAAUGGCACCACUUCUUACAGUGAAAAUGUUGGUGCAUUAGGGAUCACUCGGGUUGGGAGUCGAAUUGUGAUUGUGGCUGGUGGCUGUGUCAUGCUUUUGACUGGGAUGUUUGGCAAAGUCGGAGCUGUGUUUGCCAGCAUUCCAACUCCUAUCAUUGGAGGGAUGUUCAUUGUGAUGUUUGGAAUCAUCACCGCUGUGGGAGUUUCCAAUCUGCAGUAUGCAGACAUGAACUCUUCAAGAAACCUGUUUGUCUUUGGAUUUUCUAUAUAUGCGGGUCUGACGAUUCCCCACUGGGUAAAGAAUAACCCAGAAAUACUGAAAACAGGAAUUCUGCCACUGGACCAAGUAAUCCAGGUUCUGCUUACUACAGGAAUGUUUGUUGGGGGAUUCCUUGGCUUUUUCCUUGAUAAUACUAUUCCAGGAAGCCAGGAAGAGCGGGGACUCUUGGCAUGGAAAGAGAGUUAUAAGGAGGAGUCCAGUGAUACGCUGUGUACCUCGGAUGUCUAUGAUCUUCCCUUUGGAAUUGGUUCCAAGUUCUGUGCUGCUAAAUGCUUUCAGUACCUCCCAACCUGCCCUAAAUCACCACCAGGACACAGUUCAAAUGAACACGACAGUCAUGUACAAGAGAACAGCAACAAAAUUAAUUCAGAACAGGACAUAGAAAUGAAUGUUGACACAAGGAUAUAAGACCAUUCCAGCAGGCAAAUGUGCACUAUGAAUCUGUUGAAGUGGCACCUUUGUUUUACGUGACCUCAGGUCUUUGGGGCAGUAUGUAAAGCAAGAUGUUGACAAACAUCAUUUCUGCAGGUUGUUCCAAUAAAGUCACUGUGUGAUCUUGA
This is a messenger RNA of Sphaerodactylus townsendi, 2587 nucleotides long. Its product is annotated as solute carrier family 23 member 1-like. The record is from RefSeq and is a predicted model, not a curated record. Gene Ontology annotation, biological process: transmembrane transport. The coding region runs from base 567 to 2435 and encodes 622 amino acids. NCBI's taxonomy places the organism in Eukaryota, Metazoa, Chordata, Lepidosauria, Squamata, Sphaerodactylidae. Gene Ontology annotation, molecular function: transmembrane transporter activity. Gene Ontology annotation, cellular component: membrane. The transcript has 15 exons.